GAAACAUUUCGAAAUGAACACAGGAAAAAUGUGAAGAAUGAAGUUACAUUUGUUAUGCAACUACUAUUGGUCUCUCUUGAAUAAGCACGAGCUUCCCAGAACGAAACACAAGUUCGCAUUAAAGUUCCAGUUGCGUGUCCACACUCGACACUUUACAGACCUUGGAAGCGACCACCCACUUCCUAGCUCAUCACAUCUCUACUAUUAUGCGUGUUUAAUGAAUCCGCUGAAUUUAUGGAAAACAUGGGAAAACAACGCUAUUACACAGGCUGAAAAGGCUGUAUAAAAGUAUUCAUGACUGACUCACUCAGCUGUGAAGGAGAUUUGAGGAGAAAUGUCUAGACGCAGUUGGAUCCAGGUCACUUUUUCCAAGAGAGAAUGUGUGAAAUUUCUGCCAGCUUCACGUGAUCAUCACAGGUGUUAUCCAGUGUGUCAAGUGUGCCAAAGCUUAGUAAGAUGUUGCUGUGGGAGGCUGAUCGCGGAGCAUGUGGGUCUGCACUCUGGCUUGCUGGGACAUGGCCCUGGUCCUGAUGAGGAGGAGUGGUCAGUGCUGCAACACACCAGCGUCAGCCCCACUGAUGCUUUUGGAUCACUGGACUUCCAGGGCAGCACAAAGCGCACAUGUCGUGCCAAGUAUGUGCGUCUUUCCUGUGACACUCCACCAGAGCUCCUGGUCCAACUGAUGCUGAGAGAAUGGCACAUGGAGAUGCCCAAGUUGGUGAUCUCGGUGCAUGGAGGGACAGACAACUUCCCUCUGUCUCCACGGGUGUGCCAGGCUUUCAGCACAGGGCUCAUCACAGCUGCAGAGAGCACUGGAGCGUGGAUACUGACUGACGGGAUCAAUACGGGUGUGUCUAAGUAUGUUGGUGAUGCUGUAAAAGUGUAUGGGUCACAUGACCACAGGAAGAGGAAUGUUGUCGGGAUCACACCCUGGGGCAUUAUUGAGAAUAACAGUGACCUUAUUGGCCGGGAUGUUUUGAGGCACUACCAGGCUCUAGGUAAUCCUUUGAGUAAACGUGCCAGCCUGAACGGCAUUCAUUCACACUUCCUGUUAGUUGAUGAUGGGACCAUGGGUAAAUCAGGUUGUCAAAUAGACUUGAGGAAAAGGCUAGAAAGGCAUAUACACUUUCAGAAAAUCCACCCUAGGCUGCCUCAGCAUGUGCCUUUAGUGUGUGUUGUAGUAGAAGGGGGUCCUGCCAUCCUCUCAGUGGUGCUGGAAUAUGUGCGCAGAAGUUCUCCUGUGCCAGUGCUGGUGUUUGAGGGAACAGGCAGAGCUGCAGACCUGCUGGCUUUAAUACACAAACAAACAGCUGUAGAAAGAAAUUUGGACUCAGAUAUUAAGGAGGAUGUCCUGCUGAGGAUUCAGGAAAUGUUUGUUGUGGACAGACAAGAGGCCUCUGAACUUCUCAGCAUACUCACGGAAUGCAUGGAAUAUAGAGAGCUUAUCACCAUUUUUGACUCUGAAUCUGAGGACCUUCAAGAGGCAGAUGUUGCGAUCCUGACUACAUCACUGAGAGGUACCAGAGCUUCCCCUGAGGAGCAGCUAAACAUCACAUUGGCCUGGGACAGAGCUGAUGUGGCAAAGGACAACAUUGUGGUGUACGGACAACAAUGGAAGGUGGGAUCUCUGGAGCAGACCAUGUUGGAUGCAUUGGUAAUGGAUCGUGUCAGUUUUGUGAAGCUGCUGAUUGAGAACGGCAUGACCAUGAGCCGCUUCUUGACCAUUUCUCGUCUGGAACAGCUCUACAACACCCAUAAAGGAUCCUCAGAUCAUUUUCUUCGACACAUCAUCGAGGAUGCCAAACAGACUCGUCUGCCUGCUGUUUAUAGGAUAUCUUUAAUCGACGUUGGAAUGGUGAUUGAAUACCUAAUUGGUGGAGCUUAUCGAAGCACAUAUACACGCAAGAGCUUCAGAGCCAUGUACAGUCGCUUCCAUAACCCAGCUAAGGAGGGUGGUAAGGAGAGAUCCAGCCCUUUCAGUAAAGCCAGGAAAACAGCUCCAACUCCAGAGACCUCCCCAUCUCACUCCCAUUUCCACAGAACUGCUCGGCCGUGCAGACACCAGGAGGGUGUGGUAGUGCAUCAGGACUUCAAGUCAACCCCGAGCCCCGAGUUUGUACGCACGUUUAACGACCUAUUUGUGUGGGCAGUGCUCAAGCAUCGGCAAGAGAUGGCGAUGUUCCUAUGGCAGCAUGGAGAGCAGGCUAUGGCCAGGGCGGUUGUGGCCUGCAAGCUUUACCGUGCUAUGGCAGUGGAAGCCAGAGAGAGUAAUAUGGGUGACAGCAUGGCAGAGGAGCUGAAGAAGAACUCUCUAGAGUUUGGACAGUUGGCUGUGGAUCUCUUGGAUCAGGCUUUCAGAAAGAAUGAACGCAUGGCGAUGAAGCUGCUGACCUGGGAGAUGAAGGACUGGAGUAACUUCACCUGUCUGCAAAUGGCCGUCUCCUCAAGACUCAGGCCCUUUGUGGCUCACAACUGCACUCAGAUGCUCCUCACAGACCUGUGGAUGGGCCGGCUCAACUUGAGCAAGAACUCCUGGUUCAAGAUUAUUGCCAGUAUCCUGAUGCCUGUGGCCAUUCAGAUGCUAGAGUUUAAGAGUCAGGCAGAGAUGUCCCAUGUUCCUCAGCCCCAGGAAGCUUUGCAGUUUGGGUGGGACCCAGGAAGCCCUGGGGCAUCCGAGCAAGAAGGGGCAGCAAAUGCAAUUCAAGGUGAUGAGGAGAGAGGGAGCAAGUGUCUUUGUUCUUGGACCAGAAAGGUGUAUGACUUCUAUACGGCUCCAGUGGUGAAAUUCUGGUUUCACACAAUGGCGUUUUUGGGUUUCCUCAUGAUGUUCUCUUAUACUGUGCUGGUGAGGCUGGAUGAGAAACCCAACAUUCAGGAGUACUUGGUCAUAACUUACAUCCUGACCAUGGCAGCGGAGAAAGCUCGAGAGGUGUUGGUUUUGGAGCCCAGGAAGUUCACUAAGAAGUUGAAGGUGUGGUUCAGUGAGUAUUGGAAUAUCAAUGAUUUCAUGGGCAUCCUCCUGUUCCUGGUCGGGGUCUCCCUACGGUGGCAUCAAGAAACACGCUUAGCCAGUCACAUUGUCUACUCUUUGGAUUUCAUCUUCUGGUCUGUCAGGCUUCUGGACCUUUUUGCUGUCAAUCAGCAUGCAGGACCAUACCUGACCAUGAUCACCAAAAUGAUGAGCAACAUGUUCUAUAUCGUAGUCAUUAUGGCGAUUGUGCUGGUCAGUUUUGGCACGUCCAGGAAGUCCAUCCUGUCCCCUAAUGAGGAUCCAUCCUGGAAUCUGCUCAGAGAUGUAGUCUUUCAGCCCUACUGGAUGAUCUUUGGGGAGGUGUAUGCUGGAGAGAUUGAUGCAUGUAGUAAUCCUGAAACCUGUGUCCCUGGAGCUUUCCUCACCCCCUUCCUGCAGGCCGUCUACCUUUUUGUUCAGUACAUUAUCAUGGUCAAUGUACUCAUUGCAUUCUUCAACAAUGUUUACUUUGACAUGAGCUCCAUAUCCCGUAAGCUGUGGAAAUACAACCGCUAUCGUUACAUCAUGACAUAUCAGGAGAAGCCGUGGCUGCCGCCCCCUCUCAUCCUUCUCAGUCAUGUAACAUUGUGUCUCAGCUCAAUGUGGCAAAAGCACAGAAAGGCAUCCAAACGGGGAAAAACUGGUCUGAAAUUACUCCUGGCCCCUAAUGAUCUGAAGAAGUUGCAUGAGUUUGAAGAAAAGUGUGUCGCUGGAUAUUUCAGAGACAAAAAGGAGAGUCAACAAGGCAGUCAAAUCAACCGGAUUCGCUCUGCAGCUGACAAGGCUGAAGAGAUGGCUGGAAUAUUAGUUGAGGUUGCUGAGAAGAUCAGUAUCAUCCAGGACAAUAUGCGCACUUUAGACGGUCACUUGGGUCAGUUGCAGGACUUGUCUGCUUUAGCAGUCGACACUCUAAAUUUCCUCUCAGCCACAGAUAACCAGCAGCAAGAGGUGGCGCGUCUUGGUCAGAGCCAGCCAAUUGCGUGUCGCCAUGAGCAAGUGUCCCAUAGCUGCUGUCUCCGCAUUGGCGGAAGUCUCGCUCCCAGCCAAGCACUUACAUCUCCGAAGCACUACCGCAGUAUGCCACCUUCCUUACUCAGAGGCCUGGGGCCUGGCAGGCAGCGUACUUCCCUGGAGCUGCCACCAGGGACGAGUUUUGGACCCUUUGAGGUCAAGAGCAAAUGCAUGUUGGCAGGCCCAGAGGAAGAAGAUUGUAGUUUCAGGUGGCCCCUACAGCGUGGCGAUUCAAGAGAAGAUGUAUGCCACCUCUCUUUACCUCACCUAUGCGCUGGAUGGAGGGACAAGGGAAUGUAUGGAUCUGGGGAACCAUCACGUGCCAGUUCUCCCACCAUGCCUCUGAUGAGAGACUUACAGCUUCAACCCAGCCAUGAGGAGUCUAUGGAGGAAGAGGAUGAUGAGGACGACUCGCAUGCAUUGUCCAGAUCCUCCAGCCAUACAUUCCUGCUUACAGAUUCCCGCAGUGAUGGGGAUCGAUCAGUGGGGAUCAGAAACCCAGCAUUCUACAGGCUUGAUGAUGCUGGACAUUCCAAAAGACCUCAAGGACUUUUAGGCAGGAAAUGGGCCUUUGAUCUGGAGCAGAGCCGCUCGCUCUCGGCCAGCGUGGAGACUAUGGCCAUGCCUGAUGCCUCGACAUCAGAGCACGGCAGACAGACACUUCUGGAACCUCCCCAACUCAGCCAUGACCAGAGAGGGUUAUCUAAGAUCUUUAAGAGACAAGGGUCAUUUGGGAAAAAGUUCAUAAAGACCAGAGCAGGAACCCCUGAGAAUGUAAAACUAGAUGAAACACGGGGAUGCAUGCACGAGUUUGACCAACGCAGAAAAAUGAGGAGGAAAGUAAAAGGCCUGUUUGACCGGAGAUUCAGAACCUCAGUCAGUCUAACCCAGCUGAAUGUUGACCAAGUGGAUUUCACAAAAUUGGCCCCAUCAUGGCUGAACACUGUGACCCCCGGGCAGCCACUUCUAAGCAGCUGGGCCAGGUCUAUCAGUCAAAGACCCUCGGUAAGCAGCAUGACACAAGAAGUAAAGAGCUCUACGUUUAAGUUGACUGAAGAUUUAGGCCAACAUUACUCAUCAAUGGAGAGGAACAACCUUAUGAGAUUGGCUCACUCUAUACCAUUCACCCCUGUGUCAUUAUUGGGUGGUGUUGAGGUCUGUAUUUAUAGACUUGAGGAGACAGAAGCAGGGUCUUCACUUGAAGAUCAGUCCUCUAAAAUUUCCACCUGGAUUCAGCAUGGACGUACAGCUGUUCUUCAGCCGUUAGCCCACCAGGAGGUGCUGGAUGGGGGUCUGUGCAGGGCCACCAAGGUGGUGUGUACCUGGGCUGAGGGCGAUGUGUUGAAGCUGGGAUCAGUGUAUGUGGUGAAAGCCUUCAGGCCAGAGGUGGUUCGCAUCUGGCAGAAAGUGUUCCCAAUCAGCACUUCACUUCAUCUCUGUCUGCGGGAAAUCCAACAACAGAGAGCAGCACAGAAACUCAUGCAGCGAUUCAACCAAAUUAAACCCAGCAGUGUGCCCUACAUUCCUAGGUUUCUGGAUGUCUUCUUGCUGCACUGGCGCUCUGACGGCCAGUGGUUGACUGUUGAGAAGAACAUGAGCGGUCAUUUCAGGAAAUACAACAAUAAUACAGGGGAGGAGAUCUCGCCCUCCUCUGGUCUGGAAGAAGCAAUACUAGCGUUCUCUCACUGGACAUACGAGUACACCAACAGGGAACUGCUAGUGUUGGAUCUACAAGGUGUGGGAGUGGACCUCACAGACCCCUCACUGAUCAGAGUUGAUGAUAAAAGCUCCUCUGGAGAGAUGGUGUUUGGACCUGCCAAUUUGGGUGAUGAUGCAAUCCAGAGCUUUGUUCUCAAGCACACCUGCAACUCCUGCUGCAAGAAGCUCGGUCUCUCAGAUUUGAGGAGUUGCGGCAGCCAAAGGAAAUCUGUUCCUGCCUUUUGAUGAGAUGAGCAGCGCAGUUUAACCUCUAACCUGGAAGUAGACUCAGUUUCCAGGGAGCUCGUCUUGUUCACAUCCUAUUUGGAGUUUUUACUGACUGAAUAUAUAUAAAAAUAGUAAAGCGCUGCUCAAGGUGACAGAACAUUUACUUUUACUUUUGUGUUGCUCAUAGCUGAUGCUUUUUUUCCACGAUAAACAAUAUAAGUUGAUAAGGGAAGUCCGUUUUCUAUUUCAAUUUUUUUAUUCUUUUAAUACUUCAUUUGUGUACCUAUACUAAUGGUGUAAACAUUGUUCAACAUAUAUUUUUAUGUUUGAAAAGAAAUAAAUAAAAAUAUAAUAGAAUGUGAGGCCUUCAAACUCCUCAUGAGAGCAAAAUCCAAUUUAGUAUUUUUGUCUUCAAGUCUGGUCUGUUUUCAAGUAGGAAAAACUAAACAUCCUAAAAAAGAUUCAUUUAUUUUAAUUGUUUUUGUAAUAUGAUAAGAGAAUGUAUCUUGAAGCAUGUUCUUCUUACUUCACUGGCAAAAGUCUUAUCCAAUUCUGCUGCCAAAGUCAAUUUAUUUCAUAACAUUACUGUGUAAGAUAAGACUUGUUCUCAGAAAAAAAAAAAAAAAAGAUUUUCAUCCAGUUUUUAAAAUUAUUUAAGCAUAAAUCUAAACAAAUGUAGUGAGGUUUAUUUUUACAAUUAGAACACUUGCAAAAGGGUUAAACUAUUCUCUGAUCUUACACACUUUUGUUUCUAAAAUAAAUUUACCUUGUUUUAAGGAAGUUUCAAUAUUUUUACUGGAAUACAACACUGAUUAAUAAUAAAAUGAAAUGAAGACAAGAUUGCAUCCAUAAAAUUUUCUUUAU
Molecule: messenger RNA, 6811 nt
Organism: Onychostoma macrolepis
Lineage: Eukaryota; Metazoa; Chordata; Actinopteri; Cypriniformes; Cyprinidae
Gene: trpm6
Product: transient receptor potential cation channel, subfamily M, member 6
Exons: 40
Coding region: 335-5965 (1876 amino acids)
Biological process (GO): monoatomic cation transmembrane transport; protein tetramerization; protein phosphorylation
Cellular component (GO): apical plasma membrane
Molecular function (GO): monoatomic cation channel activity; ATP binding; protein serine/threonine kinase activity
Source: RefSeq, a predicted model, not a curated record